Molecule: messenger RNA, 3138 nt
Organism: Penicillium coprophilum
Lineage: Eukaryota; Fungi; Ascomycota; Eurotiomycetes; Eurotiales; Aspergillaceae
Gene: kin1
Product: putative serine/threonine protein kinase Kin1
Exons: 3
Coding region: 1-3138 (1045 amino acids)
Biological process (GO): intracellular signal transduction; protein phosphorylation; microtubule cytoskeleton organization
Cellular component (GO): cytoplasm
Molecular function (GO): ATP binding; tau-protein kinase activity; protein serine/threonine kinase activity
Source: RefSeq, a predicted model, not a curated record
AUGUCACUACCAACUAAUACGCCGACUGUGGCCCGCAGUCAGUCAACUUCAUCUCGUCCUUCUCGGGCCCCAUCGGAUCUCCCUCAUCGGACACGGAGUGUAGCGGUUCGACCGUCAAAUACGACUCAGCCCCCCACGCCAACUAACUUGUCACAUUCGAAGACUCCUUCCCAGGACCGACGUCCUCCUUCAAACCAUAGUGCACUUGAAGAUGCAGCUCGACGCGAUUUCGAGACAUCCAAUCUCGCGCGCAUCCCUUCUCGUCGGGAAGCGUCAUCCGACCGAUCUCAAGAACGCCCCUCGACCGCUCGGACUGAAACUGCCCGAAGGCACCAAAGAAACCCCUCAACUCAAAGCCGGCAUCGAGACAGUGUUGAUAUGACACCAAGCUCUGGUUCACAGCUGCCGCCGCAACAUGCGACCGCAACAAAUGCCCCCGCAGCUGCGCCCAAGCGACGGACUACGAUCACGACCCCGACAGGUCAGUGGGCUCUAGGCAAAACAAUAGGUGCUGGAAGUAUGGGAAAAGUAAAACUAGCGAAAAAUAUGGAGACUGGAGAACAGGUUGCCGUUAAAAUCGUGCCCCGACUCUCAACCGAGGAACAUCGCACCAGUCGGGAGACAGAGAGAGCUGAUCGCUCAAAGGAGAUUCGCACAGCUCGAGAAGCCGCCAUCGUCAGCCUAGUGAACCAUCCAUAUAUCUGCGGCAUGCGGGACGUCGUUCGAACAUCAUACCAUUGGUACAUGCUGUUUGAAUAUGUCAACGGUGGUCAAAUGCUGGACUAUAUCAUCUCCCACGGCAAAUUGAAGGAGAAGCAGGCGCGCAAGUUCGCGCGACAGAUCGCUAGCGCAUUGGAUUACUGUCACCGCAACAGCAUUGUCCAUCGCGAUCUGAAGAUUGAGAACAUCCUUAUCAGCAAGACUGGUGAUAUCAAAAUCAUUGAUUUUGGUCUCAGCAACUUAUUCUCGCCGAGAGGCAUUUUGAAGACAUUUUGCGGCAGUCUUUAUUUCGCUGCUCCGGAGUUGCUUCAGGCCAGACCGUAUACGGGGCCCGAAGUUGAUGUUUGGAGCUUUGGGAUUGUCCUUUAUGUCUUAGUUUGUGGAAAAGUACCUUUUGAUGACCAGAGCAUGCCUCAGCUGCAUGCCAAAAUCAAGAAAGGUGUCGUGGAAUACCCACCAGGUCUCACUGCUGAGUGCCGCCACAUUAUAUCCCGUAUGUUGGUCACUGACCCCAAGCAACGUGCCAGCUUGGCCGAGAUCAUGAACCAUCCCUGGAUGAACAAGGGAUUCAAUGCUCCUCCAGAGAACCACCUCCCCCAUCGUGAGCCUUUGCAGCUACCUCUGGAUUCAGAGGUUAUUGAGAAGAUGACCGGCUUUGACUUUGGGCCUCCAGAGUAUAUCACAGCUCAAUUGACCAAAGUAUUGGAGUCUGAGGAUUACCAACAUGCUCUCCGGCUGUACGCCCGGGAACAGCAACAACCUGUUUCCAAUCAUUUAGAGCGCAAACGAGGAGUGUUCGAUUUCUACAAACGACGAAACUCUGCGGCCAGUCGCGAUACCCUUUCUGCUCCUUCGGCUGAGGCGGUGCAACUAGGCAACGACCCUUUGAAUGCUUACAGUCCGUUGGUAUCCACAUACCAUCUAGUCAAAGAGAAGCUUGACCGAGAGCGGGCUGAAGCACGGCCUGGUGCUCUUGGUCUUCAUAAACCCCCCAGCGAAGUCCACGUGCCUGAACUGCGGGCCCCGGAAGCUGCCCACACCAAUCAGUACCAGUUGGCAGGAGACAAGGAUACAGGGCGGCGAUCUCGGCCACGGGCCCGCACCCAUGGCGAGGACGAAGCCUCGGAAGGAAUGAAGAUACUUCAUUCCUCCUCGCCAUCUACCCACGCAGUUCCAACCUCACACCCCGACACACCCGCCAAGAAAGAAAGCACUGCUGCUGGACUCUUGAGACGAUUCAGUACGCGCCGGACCAAAGAUCGCCAUCGCGAUGCGGAUCGUGAACCCAUCAGUACCCCCAACACACCGACACUCAACGUUCAACCUCCUGCAGAUUCAGCGUCUCCAAUGCACCGUGGCUUCAGUGUAAGGAGAACUCGACGGGCAGAGCCAUCUCCAGGUGGGACCUCUUCGAAUGACAGCCGACCACAGCAAGAUCUUCUGGCGGCGCCAACAACGGCAGAACGCAGUGCACGGUCCAACAAAUUCCUGGAGAGGUCGACCAGCGUCAAUUCAGCGGACUACCGAACUCGGAGAGCCGCGCGGAGAAGUGACGACGACACCUUGGAUGUCGCUACAGACCAUGAACCGCCCUCUAUCAGUGACUCUGAUCAAGUCGUUCCGAAUAAUCAGAAAGAUCCGGCCAGCGCGAGGACGGGUGGACGCACACAUACGGCACGCACCAUGUCCCUGGGACACGCCCGGCGUGAAAGUAUCCAGGCACGCCGCGCCCGGCGAGACGCUACCCGAGAGGCCAACGUGCCCGAGGAGACCGAUGCGGACAUAUCCGGCGCAGGAACAGCACUGGAGAGCGCCAACGAGGGAGAAGAUCUAUCCAAACCAGUGUUCCUCAAGGGUCUUUUCAGUGUUUCCACGACCAGCAGUAAACCGUUGCCCGUCAUUCGGGCUGAUAUCAUUCGGGUCUUGAGGCAACUUGCGGUUGAGUAUGUCGAGAUCAAGGGUGGGUUUAGCUGUCGGCAUGCCCCCAGCAUCGACCUCGACAAGGUGAUUGAUGUGAGCCCCCCCAGUCCAGAACGACAGGGGCAAGUAUCAGGACACCGCCGUCGUAUCAGCUUUGGUGGUCUCCUUAACCACGACGAGAGCCGCGAUGACAGCCGCGCUGGGUCCUCCAAGCUUCGUCGAGCUCAAGCUGCGCCGGAUCGCAGUUUUACCACGAACUCGGAUGGCUCAGAUGAAUAUGUGGCACGGGAACAGGGUUCGGUCGGCGACCGGGUCGUCGGCGAAACCACUACCCGUGUACAGAGUGACACCGGAGAGAACCUUGUCCUUCGAUUCGAAAUUCUGAUCGUCAAGGUGCCUCUGUUCUCUCUACAUGGUAUUCAGUUCAAGAAGGUAUCAGGUGGAAUGUGGCAGUAUCGAGAGAUGGCGAAGAAGAUCCUCGAUGCCUUGAAACUGUGA